UAACCUUCCCUGUCCCCAUAACCAUUCCUCGCCCCAUAACCAUCCCUGGCCCCCUAACCAUUUCUGCUCCCAUAACCGUCCCUGUCCCCAUAACCUUCCCUGUCCCCAUAACCAUUCCUCGCCCCAUAACCGUCCCUGGCCCCAUAACCGUCCCUGUCCCCACAACCUUCCCUGGCCCCAUAACCUUCCCUGGCCCCAUAACCAUCCCUGUACCCAUAACCGUCCCUGUCCCCAUAACCAUCCCUGGCCCCAUAACCAUCCCUGAUCCCCUGACCAUCCCUGUCCCCAUAACCGUCCCUGUCCCCAUAACCAUCCCUGUCCCCAUAACCGUCCCUGUCCCCAUAACCAUCCCUGACCCCCUAACCAUCCCUGUCCCCCUAACCAUCCCUGUCCCCAUAACCGUCCCUGUCCCCAUAACCAUCCCUGUCCCUACGUGCUGCAGGGCAGGAAGGGGUGCGGUGGGAGGGGUUGGGGGACGGGUUGUGGCUGAAUGGGCGGAGCCAUUGGGUGGGCGGGGCCGUGGAAUGAGUGGGGUCGUCCCUCCGUUCCCCCCCCCCCCGCUCCCAAAUCUGACCAGGUCCUGGGGAUGUGGGGACUUGGGGACACAGGAAUAUGGGACAUGGGGAUACAGGUACACAGGGGCGCAGCCACAACCGCACUGCACUCAGGCAGCACUAAGUCUGUGCCCUCCCUGGGGGACCCCACGUCUGACCCUAUAGCUCACCUAUGGCUGUGCCUCGUGGCUGACCCCAUGGUUGCCCCAUUACUCACCCCAUGGCCUCAUGGCUGCCCUGUAACUGACCCCAUGGCUGACCCCAUUGCCAGCCCUGUACCUGACCCUACAGCUCACCCCACUGCCAGCCCUAUAGCUGCCCCACAGGCAUCGGGGUGGCCGUGGAUCCCACCCCCACACACUGGAGGACUGCAGAGCCCACAUGUGGGGGUCCAACCCCCCCCUCUACUGCCACCCCCCAGCCCACAUCGAGGCGAUCCCCUGCAAGAUCUGUGGGGACAAAUCCUCGGGGUUCCACUAUGGUGUCAGCGCCUGCGAGGGCUGCAAGGGCUUUUUCCGGCGCAGCCAACAGAGCAGCCUGAGCUACGCCUGCAGCCGCCAGCAGAACUGCCCCAUCGACCGAGCCAGCCGCAACCGCUGCCAGCACUGCCGCCUGCAGAAGUGCCUCCGCCUCGGCAUGUCCCGCGACGGCUCCAUCACCCCUGGCUGCUCAGUGUUAAUGGGAUCUGGCUCCAUCACCCCUGGCUGCUCAGUGUUAAUGGGAUCUGGCUCCAUCACCCCUGGGUGCCACAUCCUGGUGGGACCCGGCUCCAUUCACAGCUGGCUCCAGGACCUGGCGCCUUGGGGACCAUGUCCUUGUCCCUCCCCUGUCUCCAUGUCCCCCAUGAUGUCCCCACAUCCCCCAGAGCUGCUGACACAGAGCGUGCUGGCAUCGCACCGUGAGACGUGCCAGCUGCGUGCCGAGGAGCUGCAGCUGCGCCGCAGGGAAACCUUCAGCCGGGAGGAGGUCUGUGCCUUCCAGAAGAAGCUGCCGGAGGAGAUGUGGCAGCGCUGCGCGUGCCGGCUCACCGAGGCCAUCCAGAGCGUGGUGGAGUUUGCCAAGAGGCUGCGUGGCUUCAUGGAGCUCUGCCAGAAUGACCAGAUCGUCCUCCUCAAGGCUGGCGCCAUGGAGGUGGUGCUGGUGCGGAUGUGCCGGGCCUUCAACCCCGACAACCGGACCGUGUUCUUCGAGGGCAAGUACGCUGGUGCCGAGCUCUUCAGGUCGCUGGGCUGCCCCGAGCUCAUCGGUUCCAUCUUCGACUUUGCACAAAACCUCUGUGCUCUGCGCUGCUCAGAGGGGGAGGUGGCCCUAUUCAGUGCCAUCGUCCUCAUCAAUGCUACCCGACCGUGGCUGCAGGACCCAGGGAAGGUGGCUCGGCUGCAGGGACGCCUGGAGGUGGCCUUUAGGCUGCUGCUGCGCAGGACGCAGCGAGAGGGGCUGCUGGCCAAGCUGCCGCCGUUGUGCCGCCUGCGGGCGCUGUGCUCCCAGCACGUGGAGCAGCUCCAGACCUUCCGCCGCCUGCGCCCCGCGGCGCCGCUGUCCGCCUUCCCCCCGCUGUACCGGGAGCUCUUCGCCCCGGAGCCGGAAUCCCCCCGCUGAGACCCUCACCCCCCCCCUCCCCUUUCCCUUCCCCAUGGGUGCUGCGUGGCCAACCGGUAUCACGGCUGGGAAUAAAGGUGUGCGGAAGGGAA
Molecule: messenger RNA, 2245 nt
Organism: Coturnix japonica (Japanese quail)
Lineage: Eukaryota; Metazoa; Chordata; Aves; Galliformes; Phasianidae
Source: RefSeq, a predicted model, not a curated record